Molecule: messenger RNA, 1663 nt
Organism: Octopus bimaculoides (California two-spot octopus)
Lineage: Eukaryota; Metazoa; Mollusca; Cephalopoda; Octopoda; Octopodidae
Product: transcription factor E2F5
Biological process (GO): regulation of transcription by RNA polymerase II
Cellular component (GO): RNA polymerase II transcription regulator complex
Molecular function (GO): protein dimerization activity; DNA-binding transcription factor activity, RNA polymerase II-specific; RNA polymerase II cis-regulatory region sequence-specific DNA binding
Source: RefSeq, a predicted model, not a curated record
GAAAGACAACAACGACUGGGAAAAGAAAGAGAAGAAAAGAUGGAGGAAUAAGUAAAAGGAAAAAGAAAUAAGAAGCAAAUAAAGAAAAGUGAGGGUUAAGAGAAGAAGCAAAAAAUUGCAACAGCUCAUAUUAGUGAAAGAAAAAAAAAAAAAGGUAGGGACGAAAACGAGAUAAAGAGGAUCUACCCAGCGUACUGUGCGCCGACAACCCAAUUUAUCGUGGUGCUUUCGCCUGCAGUUACACAUGAUGGCUAGUGCAGAACAAACACCACCUAGCAGGCACGAGAAAAGUCUCGGUCUUCUUACCUCGAAGUUUGUGUCUCUGUUGCAAGACACAGAAGAUGGAGUACUUGACCUAAGAGUGGCUGCAGACACAUUGGCUGUGCGACAGAAACGACGGAUAUAUGACAUCACAAAUGUUCUAGAAGGAAUUGGGUUAAUAGAAAAGAAAUCAAAAAACAGUAUCCAAUGGAAAGGAGCAGGUCCAGGCUGCACUUCCAAGGAAAUAUCCAAUCGGCUUUUAAUGUUAAAGAGUGAAACUUCCAUGUUGGACCAGCAGGAGAAAGCCCUUGACUCUCAUAAGAGCUGUAUACAACAAAGUAUUAAAAAUAUCACUGAAGAAGCAUCCAACAAUACCAAGAUGGCCUAUGUAAGUUAUGAAGAUGUUUGUAGUGUUUUUCCUGGAAGUAUCUUGUUAUCUGUACAGGCACCGUCAGGGACACAACUUGGAGUACCACUACCAGAAAUAGGCCCUGGUAUCUUAAGGAAGUACCAAAUCCAUUUGAAGAGUACAUCUGGUCCCAUCAAUGUAAUGCUGGUGAAUAAAGAUACAGACGCUUCAGUUCCUGAAGUCGUUCAAGUUCCACCAUACCAUGAUGAUAAGAAGAUGGAGAUAUCACAGAAACAGACGUUGAUACCUGCUGUCAACAGUGUGAAGUCUCCCUUAAAGACUCCACACAAACAACUAAGAAAGAAAUCUCCUCUGAAAACACCUCUUUCACCUGUGAACCGAAUGACCACACGAUCAUCACCACGCAAAAUGUCUCAACCCUAUACGAAUAUAUUACCUCAUACCAACAGUCAAUUCACCAGUUCCAACAUUACUGAUAACCUCACAAAUGAUCUACUUUUCAACAGUACAAAACCUUCAUUUAGUGGUAAAGAAUUCAUUGAUGAUUUUGGCUUCAUCUCAGCUGAAGGCUUGGAACCUUUGUUGCAUCUAAGUCCUCCACCUAGUGAGAGGGAUUACCAUUUCCAUUUGGAUGAUAGUGAAGGCGUCUGUGAUUUCUUCGAUGUUCCUCUGCUACCCCCACAUGCUACUGCUGCAUCUUCAGCCACCCACUUCUACUGAUACCUCAGGCAUUUGUCUCUUCUCUUCACCUCUUAAAACAUAUCUUCAACAGCCACUUAUGCCUACUAUUACUACUACUACAACUACUACUACCAUCACCACCACUAUUCUCACUGUCAUCAUCACAGUUAUCACACCAUUCCAUAUAAAUGUUCAUUCCUAUCUUUAUAAAUAGGUUUGUAUGCUCCUCUUCCUCUUCACCAUUUCAAUAUCUCUUUUCCAAUGGUAGGUAUAGAGCAGUGAUGGUAAUGGUGAAAAGUGGUUCUUCAACACACACACACACACACACACACACACACACACACACACACA